AUGACAAUUAUUUAUCCAAAUGUGAAAACCACCUUACAUAUCUAUCUAUCUAUCUAUCUAUCUAUCUAUCUAUCUAUCUGUUUCAUUAUCUAUCUAUCUAUCUAUCUAUCUAUCUAUCUAUCUAUCUCAGUCUGUUCAUUAUCUAUCUACAUCAGUCAGCUCAUUAUCUAUCUAUAUGAAUGUAUUCAUUAUCGAUCUAUAUAUGGCUCUGUUCAUUAUGUUUUUUAUGCAAGUGUGUAUCUAUCUAUCUAUCUAUCUAUCUAUCUAUCUAUCUAUCUAUCUAUCUAUUCUCUCAUUACCAGCGCUAUUACUCCAGUCCCUAAAUCUAACCCCAACGGCUGUGUUUUCAUAAAUUACUCUCUCUCUCUCUCUCUCUCUCUCUCUCUCUCUCUCUCUCUAUCUAUCUAUCUAUCUAUCUAUCUAUAUAUAUAUAUAUAUAUAUAUAUAUAUUAUCACAGCUAUUUUACGCAGCAAUCUGUUCAUAUUGAUCUAUCUAUCUAUGUAAGCAGUCUAUUCCUAUUUAUCUAUCCGUCUGUCUAUCUAUCUAUCUAUGGAUUCAGCUAA
This is a messenger RNA of Acanthosepion pharaonis, 564 nucleotides long. NCBI's taxonomy places the organism in Eukaryota, Metazoa, Mollusca, Cephalopoda, Sepiida, Sepiidae. The record is from the annotation of a GenBank genome assembly.